AUGCCUUCUCUUCUCGAGCCCCAGACAUUUCCAGCCAUCGACGGCAUUUCUGCAAGCAUCCUCGUCCUCGCCGGUUAUCAAUACUACGAGCUUGCGUCCUGGGACACCGCGCUGUAUCCAGCCCGCUUUGUCCAAGGUCGCGUACCUACCGGAAUCGCCGCGUACCAUUUUUGGUGGACGCUCCCAGUGUCACUCUUUGGGCGCCGAAAUCCCUCGGGGACGAUCGUCGAGGCUGCGGGCGUCUUUCUUGUCGGAGUGUACUCUCGUAGAGGCGGCAGCUCAGGGCCACUGAAACCGGCGGAGCAGGGACUCUACGUCACUCCCAUUACCUCUGGCAAAUUGUCAUCGAGCUAUGUAGCAGGUAUGGAACAGGCUAAUGGAAGACCGGUGCGUCCGAGCAGGCGCCACUUUCGUGGCGAGUCAGGGAUGCAUGUAGUCCCGGGGCGCAAGGUCGGACAGGUUGUUGUCGACCACAUAUGUGUAGCUACAAGAUACGAGUGGCAGACACUAGACUCUGAUAACAUGGCUCCCGGCAAAGGCGCCCCUUCAGCGUCCAUCCUCUUCCACCCAAAGAAACCAAAGCCCGGGCAGGCUCCCCCACCAAAAGCCCCAGGCACGCCGCGCAAGGCCCCGCCGAAGCCGCCGCCCAAGGACGACGACCUGAACCCGCCGCGCCCGGAGGGCGAGUACAUCGAGUACCAGCUCGAGUCGUCCGCGCUCAACGGGUGGAAGUACGACCUGAUGAAGUUCGACUCGCGCCGGCCCGUCGACGUCGGCACGUGGGUCCCGCCCGUCAAGCUCAACCGCAAGGAGCCGCGCCGCGAGCUCGCGCCCCAGGCGCGCGCCCCGCAGGCGGUCGGCCCGAUGCUGGGCCCCGACGGGAAGCCUGUUAUUGGCGCGGACGGGAACCCGGUGAUGGUGGAUGCGGAGGGGCGCCCGAUACAUAACCUCAGUGGCGCGGGCGUGGCCGCGCCGGGCGAUAAGAAGAAUGGGAGGAAGAAGUUCCAGAAGAAGACAAGGCAGGUGUAUCUGAUCCCGGAGGAGGUGAGGCAGCUGAGGAAGGAGGAGCGGUACCCAUGGGUGAUGGAGGAUGCGAGUGGCCAGGAGGUGUGGGUUGGCAAGAUGGAGGAGGUUUCUCGGUCAGAGACACAUGCUUUCUUCAUGCCAACGGCAAAUGAGGUGUUCAAGUUCGUGCCUGCAAACCGAUGGUACAAGUUCCAGAAGAAGCCGAACUACAGGAUACCCAAUCUAGAGGAGGCUGAAUCCAUGAUGGCGAAGAUUCAGAAGAAUAAAGACCCAGGACGCUGGCUUCCUCACAAUCGCACGUCAGGCUCCGCUGCCAGCGGUAGCGGUGGAGGAGGAGGAGGUACAGCCUCUGUCUCGAUGCCCUAUAUACAGGCCGGACCAUCUCUCGUCUAUGACGCGGGGACCUCCCUCGGACCAGGCGGUCGUAGACUUCGCGCUGUGGACAGUGGAAUGGAACGCGGUCUGUUUGGUGAUGACGAUGAGGAGGAUAGUAAGAGGAGGAGACAGCGGGAGUAUGGCGGAGAAGGUGAUCAGGAUGAGAUGGACUAUGAGGAGAUCUUCGAGGAUGACGAAGAGAAGCCUAAUGUGGAUGAGGCGGAGGACGAGGAAGCCAAGGAGCUUGAGGAGCGUAUGAAGAAGGAAUAUAGCAAGGCGAAGGUUCUGAAUGACGGGGAGGAGAGCGAGGACGAAGAAGACGAGACGAAGCUGACAAAGGCUGGCAGGCAGCUGAAGAAACUGAUGCGGAGUCUCGAAAAGAACCAGGCGUAUGAAAGUGAUGAUGACGAGAAUCCAUACGCGAGCGAGGAGGAGGAAUCGGAGGAAGAACCUCCAGAAGUUCCAGUCGGUCCUGCAGUACAGGAUCAGUCUCAAUCGCAAUCCCAGUCGCGAUCCGGCUCGCAACAGCCUCUGCCCUCCACUCCUCUACCCGCUCCCACACCCAUUAAAAAGGAGCCUCCAGCAGCAUCCUUAUCUCGCCCGACGUCCCCGACGCAGUCGGGACACUCCAUCGUAGCGAAACGAGCUACCAGCCCUCCUAAAAUAUCCAAAGUCAAGACGAGCCCGAAUGUGAGCAGAGCGAGCAGUCCCCUUGCUCAGGGACCCGCAAGUCCCUUAGGUAGACCUGGUAGCCCUGUCAACGGCGCCCCUCCCCCUAGCGCGGCGCCGACGCCUAGUAAACAAAACAACAAGCGUAAAGCUGAAGACGCCCCUACGUCGCCAACGUCGCCUACUACGGCUGCGGACGGGACCACGGGCACCGAGCAGCGUAAGAGGAAGAAGCGCAAGCCAGCACUGCCCGUCGAAGAACUCACGGCCAGUAAGCUGGUCGAGUGGAUCCAAGCUCAUCCAGGAUGCACUACGAAGGAUUGCAUCAACGCCUUCAGGGGAUAUUUGGAGCAUUCGAAGGACGGCAGGAAAAUCUUUUCAGAUCUCAUCAAGGAGGUCGCAACUAUCAAGUCGAAUUUGCUCAUCUUGAGGCCGCAAUACAGAGGAGACGAUGCUCCGGAUGGUACGACUCCGGGUAGUGCACCUGCGACUCCAGGGCAAGGUAGUUAACCAUGUCCGUAUUUCGCCUGUUUCGCCUGUAUUGUAUCACCGCGCUAGGUAUGUCGUUCAGUGUACGGAUUACUUGUAUUGCUGCACCCUUCCCGGGGGCAGCAACAGAACGGUCUCGUUUUUAGUCCGGGACGUCGUGUUUCGUCCAAGAAUAAUACAUUGAACGGG
Messenger RNA from Gloeophyllum trabeum ATCC 11539, 2748 nucleotides. RefSeq lists its product as uncharacterized. The transcript has 9 exons. Gene Ontology annotation, cellular component: transcription factor TFIIF complex; nucleus. The coding region runs from base 1 to 2580 and encodes 859 amino acids. NCBI's taxonomy places the organism in Eukaryota, Fungi, Basidiomycota, Agaricomycetes, Gloeophyllales, Gloeophyllaceae. The record is from RefSeq and is a predicted model, not a curated record. Gene Ontology annotation, biological process: positive regulation of transcription elongation by RNA polymerase II; transcription initiation at RNA polymerase II promoter. Gene Ontology annotation, molecular function: TFIIF-class transcription factor complex binding; RNA polymerase II general transcription initiation factor activity; DNA binding.